Haliotis rufescens (red abalone) is the source of this 1618-nucleotide messenger RNA. RefSeq lists its product as uncharacterized. The record is from RefSeq and is a predicted model, not a curated record. The transcript has 9 exons. The coding region runs from base 83 to 1618 and encodes 511 amino acids. Lineage: Eukaryota; Metazoa; Mollusca; Gastropoda; Lepetellida; Haliotidae.
AGAGUACACAGGAAGUAUUUGUAGCGAGCGUGGUACACUGACGAGUUUGUUACUGAUAUAAUCAGUCAGAAACCACAGCAGGAUGAUGUGUAGUUGGAGUUGGACUACUGUCAUUUGUGUUUUGUUGUUUUCCCAUAGUUGUAUAGGAGGAGCGCCGACAGCUGCGUCAACUGUUUAUAUUCGUUUUGGAGAAACAGCAACUCUGGCUUGGAAUUUGCAUGGGUCUGGAAACAAAGACUUUUUUGUUAGAAACGAUUUUUGGAAGGAAACGGUGUUUCACAUAACGAACUUUAACGAAUUCAACAUUGCCAAUGAGAAACUGAAAUCAAGGCUGGAAUUCACUGGAAAUAUAAAUUCCUCAGGAGCUGGUCUCUUCAGCUUCGUGCUCAGUAGAGCUGACGACCAUGACUUUGGUCAGUACAGCUGCUAUCUUGGUUCACCACAACGUCCAGGAACAAAGAUUCCCAACUGUGGGCAACAGCUAGUAGUGAUACGAGUUCAAGAACCUUAUAUCGAGGGCCCGGAAAAGGUAUCCUUUGGCAGUUCUGUUGAUCUGACAUGCAACUCCUUUCUGAAAAGUUACCCAAAUUGGAACCUGUCCAUGAACUUUGUCUGGAUGAAGAACGGAACGAGUGUAGAGAAUGGAGGCAGGCAUCAGUUGGCGUCUGGUAGCAGGGUAUGGAGAGGCGGGCGAUACAUGAACAACACUCUGACUAUCAGUGGCGUGACAAGGAAGGACAGAGCACACAGAUACACUUGUCAGACAGUGGUUGGGGACAAUAUACUCACAGACCACAGUGUGGACUAUGUCCUUAGCGUAGAAUAUGUGCCUGAGUCUCCUCAUAACACGGAAGUGCACGAGGGAGACACUGUGUUGCUUUCCAUGAGGACACCCCAACAUCAGUCAAGAAUAUACCUGCAAGACCCUAAUGAUAUAAAUGUGUUUGAAAUGGACUCUGCUGAAGUCUACAUAUGGGAAACCUACUGGACCAGGAUCAAGAUCGUGCAAGUCAUCACAUCAUCGGAUAAUGUCACUGUACAGUUCCAACUCUCUGACGUCACAUCAGCUGAUGCUGGGAGGUACCACUGUAGCCUGGAGAAGGGCGGACAUGCAGACUGUGACUGGGAACACGUGCUGGUUGUUUUCAAUAACUCUGUGACUGGGUCGGCUUCACCAUCUGUCGCAACAUCUACUACAGAUAACUCUGUGACUGGGUCGGCUUCACCAUCUGUCGCAACAUCUACUACAGAUAACUCUGUGACUGGGUCGGCUUCACCAUCUGUCGCAACAUCUACUACAGAUGACUCUGUGACUGGGUCGGCUUCACCAUCUGUCGCAACAUCUACUACAGGUAAAGUAUAUGCAUCGGAAUGGGUAAACACGUUAAGUCAACAGUAUGCAAAUAUUUUGGUGAAAGGUGGAGGAAACAGGAAAAUAUUCAGAAUUGUUGUCAUUAUUAUUUUGAUAAACAUCACAUAUAUUUUAGAUGACACUGUGACUGUACCGGUUUCAGAAGUUGAUGAAACCUCAACUGUAGAGGAAACAGCAGAAACUAAAACAGAGACGAUAACCCGAGACAAGUCGCAUGACUAUUCCCUCUCGAUGUACAUUUCCUAA